This is a messenger RNA of Myxocyprinus asiaticus (Chinese sucker), 4103 nucleotides long. RefSeq names its product tumor protein p63-regulated gene 1-like protein. Lineage: Eukaryota; Metazoa; Chordata; Actinopteri; Cypriniformes; Catostomidae. The transcript is spliced from 6 exons. The coding region runs from base 196 to 1014 and encodes 272 amino acids. The record is from RefSeq and is a predicted model, not a curated record. Gene Ontology annotation, cellular component: cytoplasm.
AUAAUUAAUAAUUAGGGUGAUCAAAUAGCGAAUGCUUCUGGGAACUCACAAACUGAAAGGGCCCCUUUAAAUCCUGAGUGAAGCGGAAAGGGUGGGCGUUUCCUGCACGGCACAACACAGCACAACACAGCUGCUAAAGCCGAGCGGAAUCGCUGCUUUUAGGUCUUUGCAGCUUUUCAUCGACUCCUCGGUAAGAUGCUGCAGCUGAAUGACAGCGUGGAUCCGGAGAGCCCGGGUGCAGCUGUCUUACACCCGGCGGACUAUGAUGAUGAGCUGGAGGUGGCGGCCCGGGCUGGAGCUUCAGUGGCCUGCUGCACCCCGCUACAAACACUUACGCCUUUCCAUGUCCACAACCCAACCAUGCGAGCCAAAGUCAAAGAUUAUUUCGUCUUUAGGCCGGGAACCAUUGAGCAGGCGGUAAAUGAUAUCCGCACAGUUGCCUUGCCUUCAGAAGAUGGUGAAGUCCUUAGUGUGUGGCUUCUAGCAGAAAUUGAUCAUUGGAACAAUGAAAAAGAAAGACUGGUACUCAUAACUGAGAGAUCUUUACUGGUGUGCAAAUAUGACUUCAUAAACCUCCAGUGUCAGCAGGUCAUCAGAAUUUCCUUAAACGCUGUGGACACAAUCUCUGUCGGCGAGUUUGAGUUUCCUCCAAAAUCACUCAACAAGAGAGGGGGAAUUGGGAUCCGUGUCCAGUGGGAUAAGCGGCCAAGACCUUCGUUCAUAAACCGCUGGAACCCCUGGGCCACUGAUAUACCCUUCAUCACCUUCACUGAACACCCCAUGGCACACGCAGAUGAAAAGGUGGCUUCCCUCUGCCAGCUUGAGAACUUCAAAACGCAGCUCGUCCAGGCUGUGAAGAAAGCCCAUAAAGAAUGCCCCAUUCCGGGCCGAGCCAAUGGUGUUUUGAUCCUUGAGCGCCCACUCCUGAUCGAGACUUACCUGGGCAUCAUGUCCUUUAUCAACAAUGAAGCCAAAUUGGGUUACUCAAUGACAAGGGGGAAAAUUGGCUUUUAACUGCUGAAUUCUUGUACUCAUCCUUCAGUUAAGUGCUGUUUUUGCGUGAUAUUGCAACAUUUGAGUAUGUGAGUUGAAAACAUCCUUCUCAUUUUGUUGUUGGAUGUAUGCGGCGUGUGAGAUGUGCCAGGCAGUGAGGUGUGCUCACUGCAUCAGUAUGUGCCUGGACGCCCCCGAUGCCGAUGUACAUGCCCUCUCCAUAGGCAGUGUUAAUCUUCCUCUGUCCAUGCCCCUCUGUAUUAACACAGCCUUUCUAAUGUGCUUGAAUGGUUUGGAAACACAGUGUGUGUAUGGCCAUGACCACAAUGAUGACUGAUGUUCAUUUGAUGUCCAGAUUAACCUGUUACUAGCAUGCUUUGUUGACCAUUGAACAUUUGUAUCUUUUUGAGGCAGUCUUGAAAAGGCUGAAGUCUUGGGCAGUGAUAAGAAAUCCUCACUAAUAUACUGGGCUCACAGAUCAUAAGUUAACUACAAGCUUUAUAACCUACUGUAUACCCACUUAACCAAGUUAUAUGGUUUGGGAAAGACUUGUUUUGCAUUUUUCUGGUGUUGCAUUUUGGACUGACUGGCUUUCCAAUAAAAACUAGUGGAGUUAUGAGGUUCGUCACUUUUAUGGGCCUCAUUCAUGAAACGAGAAGAACGAAUUUGUUUAAAUUGUUUGUGAAACCAAAACUUACAUAAAUGAAACAAGCUCUCGAUUUGAUUCCGAUUUCGAUAUGGUUCGAUUUGGAUUAAUUUGGGUAUAUUUCAAUUAUAAUGUCCAUUUUGCUUACAUAUGGAAGAAAUUCUCAGUUAAUGCUGUAAAUUAUACAGGGAACCUUCUAACUUGGUUCAUCAUGAAAAUAUUAAUAAAUAAAUAAAUAAAGUGACAAUAGAGCCCAACCUAUGCAGUUCAAUUGCUAUUUUUUAACAGAUAUUAUAAUCGACACAAACAACCAAAAUUGUACUUAAAAAAAAUUCCCAGAUCAAUUUAAGGUUAAGAAUCAAUAUCGGAAUCAUUCAAAUGAAGAUUGCGAUUUAAUGGGAAAAUUAUUAUUUGUGGUAAAAUACGCUAGCUACCACCCCUGGAGUUCGCUAGUUCGAAUCCCAGGUCGUGCUGAGUGACUCCAGCCAGGUCUCCUAAGCAACCAAAUUGGCCCGGUUGCUAGGGAGGGUAGAGUCACAUGGGGUAAACUCCUCGUGGUCGCUAUAAUGUGGUUCGUUCUCGGUGUGGCGCGUGGUGAGUUGAGCGCAGAUGCCGCGGUGGAUGGCGUGAAGCGUCCACACGCGCUAUGUCUCCGUGGCAACGUGCUCAACAAGCCACGUGAUAAGAUGCGCGGUCUCAGACGCGGAGGCAACUGGGAUUCGUCCUCCACCACCCGGACUGAGGCGAAUCACUACGCGACCACGAGGACUCAAAAGCACAUUGGGAAUUGGGCAUUCCAAAUUGGGAGAAAAAGGGGGAAAGAAAUUUGCUCUGCUGGCAUUUUAUGAAUGAGGCCUAAUGUUCAAAAAAAUGAAAUCAAACUGCAUGUCUUGUGAAUAUUACAUUAAAUAAAAACUACUGAGGCUUGUGUUAUAUAAAUUGUAUUUUCUUUAUUUUACAUUGUGAUGCAGUGCUUUGGCCUUUACAAAAUAUUGUUCCACUUGUCACAUUACUGUACUGCAGCUAUGUGAGGCUUGCUAACAAAACAAAAAAAAUCAAAUGACAGCUAUCAUCUUUCAGUAAAGCUUAAGAGUUCUGAAUGCAGUUGAUUUGAACUGUUUCUGAAGAUAAUAGUUGUGGUUUUACUUUUGUGCCACAUUGCUUACAUCCAAGACCUGAAAUUUAUAUUUCAAAUUGACUGCUCUACUACUACUUUGUUAAAAAGGGGAAUCUCAUGAAGUCCUGAAUAAACCUGGGUCAUAAUUCACUCCAAAAGAAAAAAGGUCUCUAUAAUAACUAUCAUUUAUCAUAAUGAUUUAAAAAAAAUUUUUUUUAAAUAAAUAAAAUUAACUUUACAUAAUGCUUAACAGAUCCAUAGUUCAUAAAAUGUAAAUAUAUUUAUAAGAAAUAUUUUAAUACAAUUUAUGACAUUUCUGUAUUUGCAUGUAUAUUAACUAAUUAUGUUUAAAGCCUUGCAUAAUAUUCUAAUGUGUGUUGUUUAAAAAAGUAUUCUAAAACACCAAUAUUGUAGUGUUAAUAAAUUAUAUUUUGCCUGAAGAAAAUGAAACCUAACUGUCAUUACUAUAAUGUGAAAUGUCACUCAUCACUGUAAUACAGUAAUUCACUAUAUGAGCAUAAAUUAUUCACUACACCCAACACUUAAUAAUAGUAUUAUUUUAUCAAGAAUAAUGUAUAAUUAUUGUUAAUAAUAUAAUUAUUAUAGUAUUAAUCAUUAAUAUUAUUUAUAAACGAAUCAUUUAUAUUGUGUAUUUUUUAAUUAAGCUAAAUAUCAUUUGUGAAAAUAUGACCCAGAUAUGUUCUUGAUUUUUUUUUUUUUUUUUCUUCAACUGGAAACACCACCUACCUAACAUUUAUUAUUUUCACAUUUGAAACCUGUUCAAAUCCCUGCAACUGCAGAUUUCAAAGUGAAUUUCAGGUCUAAUUGUGGGGACUGUAAACCUAAUCAAAGCAAGUCUACUGCUACAUUUUUAUGUUUUGUGUGUGUGUUUUAUUAACUGCUAAGAUUGAAGAAGUGAAAGUUGGCAUUAAGUAGACAAAUACAUGUUUGUGCUUCAGUUACUGAAAACAUGGACAAUACUAAAUCCAUUUCAUUAAAGGCUUUUAGCUUAUUUUUAACCAAGGAAAAUUGAUAAGGAAUAGAAAUUAGUGAAGAUUUCCUCAGGUCAAGUUGUUCAACAAGUUUGCUUUAAUCUGUUUGCUUUAGGAUGUAUUUCAAAGUGGGAAAUUCCGAUCAUCGAGGUUGUCCACUGUUGAGUGAUUACGGGUUUUGAAACUUUGAAGUAUUUUCUUCACACACAUGCACUUUUUUUGGCCAAGCCCCUAUUUCGCUUUAUCUGCAGCCAUAGAGAUACAGUCGUACUCAUGAUGUCAUGAUUUUCUUUAAAUACUCCAUAGAAUGUAUUUCUGUUUUUCUUUUAUUUUUUUUAUGCGAAGUUGUGCAUGA